Molecule: messenger RNA, 2652 nt
Organism: Monomorium pharaonis (pharaoh ant)
Lineage: Eukaryota; Metazoa; Arthropoda; Insecta; Hymenoptera; Formicidae
Product: carbohydrate sulfotransferase 11
Exons: 5
Coding region: 1275-2279 (334 amino acids)
Biological process (GO): carbohydrate biosynthetic process
Cellular component (GO): membrane
Molecular function (GO): sulfotransferase activity
Source: RefSeq, a predicted model, not a curated record
UUUAAUUUAUUUUAAGAAAACUAUUCUUAUUUUUUGAACAUUAUAUAUAUUAGUUUUCAAUAUCUCUUUAUCAUAGAUAAAAUAGAUAAAUCAACGCUAUUCUUGCAACACUAAAGGAAAAGGAUUUAUGGCACCGAGGCUUUCGUACAAGUUACGUAAUUAAAAUUGCAUCACAGUGCAUGUGGUCAUUUUGCACAGAAGAAAACCUUUUAAGAAAGUCUUGUAUGUGACAUAAAAGUGAAAGUAAGAUAUGUAAAAUAUUCAAUGAGAUGGAACUUUGUUGACGACAAUCAGAAAAAGCGUGAGGUACGAGUGAACAAAUAAGAACGGCACGGAACAUUAGACUCAAUUAUACAAACAUGUUCGCAAGAUUAAAGGGAAAACAGUGUCCAAUUUAUCCCGUUUCGCUUGAAUAAAUUUUAAGGCGGUACAUUUCGUGGCUCGUUAAGAUCGUUGGAUUUGAUUAUCGGCGAAUUUCCUGUCUGUCUGCAGGUUUUCCAUAGAUCACCACGAGGACAGACAGCUCGUCUUUAUCUCGCGCGUGGACUCAUCAAUGAUGCAUUGUGUCAUUUGAUUUUACGUCACCUGGACCUUUGGUUUCCACGAAUACACACAUACACACACGCGAGCAGGUUAAGCCGAAAAAGUGGGGAAGUCUGUGACGGGAAUCCGGGUCGGAGGAGGAUGGACCGAUCCGGGAAGGCCGAAAAGAGAACGAGAAGAAUGAAAGAGGCGCGCGCAGCGUCUCUUUCACUUUGCACACCGACACAUCAUCGUUUCUGCGAGCCUUCCCGGCGACCUAACGCGAUCGCCGGUUGCUACGUCGAUCGGCUGCUUGACCACUCGUGUUCUCCUUACGCGGUGCGCGGUAUAAGCCGAUAAGUUUCGCGUUGUCGAGUGUGCGCAGAGCCAGUUCGUCGUACGAGGGAAUUUCCCGGAGACAGUUUUCGGGUAAAGUGAAACGGAAGUGCUCUUCGCAGACUCCGGAGGGAUUUUUUGGGAAAAUCGGGUGGAGCUCCCUAUUAAUCGCCCUUGAAAAACCGAGGAUCUUCAUGAAGAUCCGGAAAACGUUGGUGUGCUUGACCGCGCGCUUUGAGGAAAUUACGGAGUUUCGGAGCACGUUGCCCCGAUUUUGAACACGCCUUUCUUACCUGUAGUCUAAUCGCGAAGUAAGUGGGAUCGAGGUGAGCCGUGUCACGAGAUUCAGAGUUUUACGAACUGUACGAUAUUUUGCAACAAGAGAGUCCAAUGCUCGCGGUAGAUAAAGGAAAACGAUGACAGAAUGUCGAGCGUGGAGGAUAAUUUUACUCGUUGUUAUAUGGAAAACGACCGCAUAUGCGGACACAAACAUCGCACAAAUUUAUUCACAUGACGAAGACAGGAAACCGCUCGAGCCGAACAAAUACAUUUAUUCCUGGACAGGGCCAAAUGCUUUGGCCAGGUCGGCCUUGGUCGAGAGACAAGAAAGGCUGCAAUAUAAUUGCGAGCUUGAGAGUAGCCAGAUCGAUAUCGCCGCGUUAAAUCCAGAAUCAUUCAAGAAUAUCCUCGUGGAUGAUGUACACGAAUUGCUAUACUGCUAUGUACCAAAGGUGGCUUGCACAAAUUGGAAGCGCGUCCUGAUGAUCGCAAUCGGGAAAUGGCCUGGUAAUGAUCCCCUAGAGAUACCGGCCGAUCAAGCUCAUUCUCCCGGUACUUUUCAGCGAUUGAGCAAUUACACCAUGCCCGAGAUAGAGAAGAAAUUGGCGACAUACGACAAGCUAAUUGUCGUGCGACAUCCUCUGGAAAGGCUUUUAUCGGCCUAUCGAAAUAAAUUGGAAACCAAACAUGAGAAAAGCGCGAGAUAUUUUCAAACCCGCUUCGGCAAGAAAAUUAUUAAGAAAUACAGAUCAAACGCGAGCAAUGAGUCUUUAAGGAACGGUGAUGACGUAACGUUUCGCGAGUUCGUCGACUUUGUUACCGACGACACCGGGAAUGGAACUCGAAAUGAACAUUGGAGACCAAUAUAUGAUCUCUGCCAACCGUGCAUAGUUAAUUACAAUCUUGUAAGUAAAUAUGAGAGUUUAGUCGAGGAUGCCACAGAAAUUCUCGAACGAAUAGGUGUCACAUCUGUGAAUUUUCCAGCUAGACCACCAAGUAGCGAACCCACGUCGAGAAAACUGGAUAGGUAUUACUCUACACUAAGCUACAAACAACUUCGCAAGCUGUCAGAUCUGUACAAAUUAGAUUUAAGACUGUUCGACUACUCGUUGGAAGAUGUGCUGGGAUUUUCCUUGGCUUAAAGCGCUCGUUAAUAUUAAAAGGCAAUUUACAUCAGAGUGUUAUGACUUAACUGUCACAUUAUUAUAGUUUACGUAAUAUGACCAAACACUUAUUCAUGUGCAAAUAAUUACUUUGCAGUUUGUAAGUGCAAUAAUAUUAACAUUUUACAAUUUUCGAGCAAAAGACUUUUUGAGCAAUGCGUAGAACAUUCUAUUUUGAUGAAGCUUCAUACUAUCUCGUGUUAUGUUCUGUACAAAACUUUUUUUAAAUAUAUAAUAUAGUAUUAAAACAUUUUUCUCCACAUAAAAACCAUAUAUUGAGCUUUGAUGUUUUAUGCCUUUAUUAAGCCAUAGCAAAUCGACUAGUAUUAUUAAUACAAAUAAAAAAUCAAAA